Molecule: messenger RNA, 1498 nt
Organism: Xenopus laevis (African clawed frog)
Lineage: Eukaryota; Metazoa; Chordata; Amphibia; Anura; Pipidae
Gene: ltb4r.S
Product: leukotriene B4 receptor S homeolog
Exons: 2
Coding region: 84-1181 (365 amino acids)
Biological process (GO): signal transduction; complement receptor mediated signaling pathway; positive regulation of cytosolic calcium ion concentration
Cellular component (GO): membrane; plasma membrane
Molecular function (GO): complement receptor activity; G protein-coupled receptor activity; leukotriene receptor activity
Source: RefSeq, a predicted model, not a curated record
UUUAUGUCUAGAAAUUCAUCCACUAGCAGGUCUCAUUCACUUGUAGGACAAGAGCAAGCCCAUUCAGACAGAAGAACAGAAUCAUGACUGAAGUGUACACAGUGGAUUACCUGAUGUCGACUAUCAAUUCCAGUUUUGUAAAUGCCACUCAGCGUCCAAUGUCAGCGUCUGGAUCCUCACAGCGUCUUGGAAUUGCCAUCCUCUCUUUGGCUUUCAUCAUUGGUUUCCCAGGCAAUGCCUUCAUUAUCUGGACCGUGCUGACACGCAUGAAGAAACACACUGUGACUUGUAUUCUUAUUUUGCAUCUGGCAAUAGCGGAUAUGGUUGUAAUCCUCACAGCACCAUUCUUCCUUAAUUUUUUAAACAAUGGCAAUUGGGUGUUUGGGGAAAUUAUUUGCAAAAUGUGCCAUUACAUCGGCUGUCUGAGCAUGUAUGCAAGCAUUUGGCUAAUAUCUUUUAUGAGCAUGGAUCGUUUUCUAGCUGUUGCUAAACCUUUUACCUCUCAGCUUAUGAGAACAAAGAAAUCAGUGAGAGGUAUAGUUCUGGUAAUAUGGCUGUCAGCGUUUCUUUGUUCUAUUCCCAUGCCAAUUUAUCGCACUGUGGUGACAAUUCACACCAGGUUCAUCUGCAUGCCAUUCCACAAAAGUCCCAAGCACAUAGUAUUCCAGUAUCUAUUUGAGACUAUGGUAGGGUUUGUAAUCCCAUUCACUAUAAUUGUUUUCUGUUACCUUUACAUUUGCCUGCGUUUACGUACUGCAAAGUUUCAGAGCAAGCAUAAGACAAACCGCUUGGUUACCCUAAUUGUUGCAACCUUUUGCUUGUUUUGGCUUCCUUACCAUGUGGUGAAUAUCAUACAGGUAACUGGAGCACUUACUACAGGCCUCACGGCACAGAAAUUGAUAGAUGCAGCACGUACAGCCCGACCCAAUGUUACAGCAUUGGCCUUCCUCAGCAGUAGUGUAAACCCAGUACUGUAUGCAUAUGCUGGUGGCUCCUUUAUCAGAACUGCAGGGAUGGGAUUCAUGGCUAAGCUCUUUGAAGGAACCGCUUCUGAGGUCUCUAGCUUCAAGAAAGUGUCCCAAGCCUUUAGGCAGAGGAGUCGUAAUGAGUCAAUAGAGCUUGGAAAACUUGGAGGGACAUUAGAGGAGAGCAAGACAUUUUCUACCAAUCCAACAGAGUGACUUUCUUGUUCCUUUAUAAACAAUGGCAAGAGACACAGGAGCAGACCUAUCAUAUUUAUUAACUUACAUUGUACAUUUUUUGGCUGAUGUAACCUAUUGUUUGUAUGCAGGCCAGGUAAUAACUGAUGACCUUAUUUGGCAUGUUUAAACACAUGUAUAGAAUAAGUGUCCAUUAAGUAGCAAUAAUAGUAACUAUGUUAAAAUCUGCUUGAUAAGUAAUUUCAUUUAUGGUUGUUAAUGAGGUUCAAACAACUAGUUGUUUUCAGAUAGAUCACCAGAAAUAACGACUUUUUUCAAUUACUUAAUAUUUUCUAUGU